AUGUUUUGCAUCUGUGGAACGUUAAUCUAUGUGAAAUCGAACAGCACCAAAGUAGAAUGCUUGAGAUGUAAGAAAGAGAACUCCGUCGAUAUGAUAAGGCCCAUAUACACUGAGGUGGAGAUUAAAGGAGACUCUUGUAUCGAGGCUAUCGAUGUUUCUGGGGCCAAGAUCAAGCACCGAUGUCCUGCCUGUGGUGCCGAAGAGAUGAUGUACAAUACUGUACAGGUUAGAUCCACAGAUGAGGGUCAAACUGUUUUCUACUCCUGUGAGUGUGGGUACAAGUUCACUGUUCAAUCAUGA
This is a messenger RNA of Encephalitozoon romaleae SJ-2008, 300 nucleotides long. Its product is annotated as DNA-directed RNA polymerase I subunit M. Bases 1 to 300 code for a protein of 99 amino acids. The record is from RefSeq and is a predicted model, not a curated record. Gene Ontology annotation, biological process: DNA-templated transcription; termination of RNA polymerase I transcription. NCBI's taxonomy places the organism in Eukaryota, Fungi, Microsporidia, Unikaryonidae. Gene Ontology annotation, molecular function: DNA-directed RNA polymerase activity; nucleic acid binding; zinc ion binding. The transcript has a single exon. Gene Ontology annotation, cellular component: RNA polymerase I complex.